This is a messenger RNA of Arabidopsis lyrata subsp. lyrata, 1382 nucleotides long. Its product is annotated as rho GTPase-activating protein 7. NCBI's taxonomy places the organism in Eukaryota, Viridiplantae, Streptophyta, Magnoliopsida, Brassicales, Brassicaceae. The coding region runs from base 118 to 804 and encodes 228 amino acids. The transcript has 6 exons. The record is from RefSeq and is a predicted model, not a curated record.
GAAAGGGGAGUGAAGUGUGAACCCAACCAAACUCAUCUGUCUUCAUUGAAAAAACGAAAACCUCAAAGUUGGAACCUUUCCGUCUUCGUCUUCUUCUUCUCCGCUCCGUGACGAACGAUGCUCUGUAUCAAAGCCGAAGCUCUUCAUGAAGAUCAAAACUUAGCCUCCUCUUCUUCUUCUUCUCCCAGCACCGAUCGCACCUUCGGAAAUGCCACUUUUCGUCUUCCCAUCAAUUGGGGAAGCUCGAUCCGGAGGUAUUUGAAGAAGACUGGUACAUUCUCGAGAAGAUCUUACUCUUCUGGUGAUGGCUCUUUGUUUUUUCCUCAUCUCGAUGUUUUGAAAUUGCAGGAAAGCAAGAUGCUUGAUCAAACUAGGGGUAGAUUUGAUGGAAAGACCAAACUAUGGUACAAAUGUGAGCUUGAACAAGAUAUUAAGAGAUUGCAGCAGCAAUUACAAGAGGAGAUUAACUUACGGUUAGCUCUAACUAGCGCAGUUGAGCAUUCUAGUUCCCCGUUCAUGGAUUCGCCUUGUCAACUUCCUGAUAAGGCACAAGAGCUUUUGGAUAGCUUAGCAAUACUGGAAAUCACGGUGUCUAAGCUUGAGCAAGAAUCAGUUUCCUUGAGAUAUCUACUUAGGCAAGAGAAAAACGAGCGGCGCCUCUCUGAGAUUCUACAAAAGAAGGCUCAUUAUUCUGCUCCCUCAAAGUUCACUAAUGCUCAAAAUUUCCCUAACAAGUUGGUGACAAGGAAAAGAGAGAGUAAACAAGUGGAUUCUGUGGAGAGUGAAGCUUUACAAGUAGAAUGAAGAAGCAAAGAGUGAUUAUGUUAUCUUAGGCAUAGCCAUAUUGGCUGAUCAACUCCAUGAGCAAACUCUUUCUCCUCUGAGUCUAAGAGUUUUGUAAGUUUCUUCAUCCCACUGGUCCUAGAACCGCCUUUCAGACUCACCUAGCUGGUCCAUGAGCAUCUCUUCAUUAUAAAGACUCUGAGAUCUUAGAAAGAUACACAGCGCUUUUACGCAGCGCUAUUCUAUUUUCGCUCUGGCGAUAUUCGAAAUUUAACGUGGGGUAAGGUUGAUAGGAUGGUUUAUGCCCUGCAGGAGCAGCAGUGAGGAGCUUGUAUUCUGCAUUUAAACAUAGAAAGCAUUGUGGACUUGUGGUAGGCUUAUAAUCACCAAGGAGAUUAUUAGUUGUAUAAGUUUAAGUCGCCUCCCUUGGAUUUAAAGUAAAGUUGGUAAGAUUUUUAAAUUUUUGGUUCCUUUAUUCCAGUAUUCAUUUUAUAGUGGAAGACAUAUGGGUUUAUCAUAACCUUUUAAAGUUGUGACAACCUCAUAACGAUCAAAACAAGCAUGCAUUUGUUGCCAUCAAAUUGAACUUUUUAAUGGAA